This is a messenger RNA of Meira miltonrushii, 1267 nucleotides long. RefSeq lists its product as uncharacterized. The record is from RefSeq and is a predicted model, not a curated record. Lineage: Eukaryota; Fungi; Basidiomycota; Exobasidiomycetes; Exobasidiales; Brachybasidiaceae. The transcript has a single exon. Bases 370 to 1143 code for a protein of 257 amino acids.
AGUCUGAUCAAAUCGCAGGUAACGCUCGUCAAGAAGCAGGUGCCGCAAAGAAGGAUGCAAACGCUCCCGCAUAAACGAGCCCCGCCCUUCGUGAUCACUCUUUCAAUCACAUACCCUUCUUUUUGGUUUAAACCCAUGUAACUUCCAUUUUUUUGGCAGUGGACACCUAUGAUGAAAUAUGAUCAAUGUUAAGAAAUAUCCUUUUUGUGUAUUGAUGUGUGAUCAACAGUCGACAUCUUCCCGCUCCCGAUGUCAAUCGGCGCCGGGCGCAAAGCUUGUCACAUCGGCCCAGCAUUUUCCGAGCGUCUUCUUGACUGACAUCUACCGCCCUUACUUCCACUCUCUUCACCACCACUGCUACAUUUCAAGAUGGUUGAAAGUACACGAAUAUUGAUCUACAAUCCAAACUCAAGCAAAUCAAUCACAGAUGGUCUCAAAAGCAUUUUAGAUCCAAUCAAAGACGCAGGUAUUGAAUUGGAAUAUCGCUCUGGUCCUUCAUCCGCACCCGAAUCGAUCAAUGAUGCACCUACUUCCAUUCAAUCCGCCCAAGCCGGUUACGAGUAUUUGGUAGGCGGCGGCGAUGCAAAAGGUGCAGCAGCCUCGUUAGCAUCACAAUUUAGCGCCAUCUUGGUUUGUUGUUUUUCUGAUCAUCCACUCGUAAACAUGUUACGACACACUCUCCCGGCAAAUGUAUCAGUCAUGCAUCUGUUAGAGACUGGUUUGUUGGCCGGCUUGACAUCCUCACGUGGACGACCAAUCGGAAUAAUCACGACCGGGCAAGAUAUGGUACGUGAUAUAGAUGCUGGCGUUGCAGCUUUUUUUGGUUCAAGCGCAAAAGCAAAUGAUCGUUAUGCUGGUUGUUUGGCUACCGGGCUUGGUGUACUGCAACUUCGUGAUCCGAGCCAGAAAAAAUUUGUACAACACGCCAUCAGAGCAAAGGCUGCUACUUUGGCCAAAAGUGGCGUUGGUGCUGUCAUGCUGGGUUGUGCUGGUAUGGCUGGAAUGGAAGAGAUCGUUCGAAAGGGCCUAGCAGACCAUCUUGGCGAACAACAAGCAAAUCAAAUCGCAAUCAUCGAUACAGCCAAAGCAGGUUUGCAUCUGUUAACAGCUCAAAUUCGACUAAAUAAAGAAUUCUUGCCAUAACACACUGUAAUAAAAUAGGAAAACCAUCAUAUUAAAGAUGAAAACCAGAACGUCUCGAAACAGGCACGGAAAGAGUAUAAGAGAUAACAAAACAUAGCCGACAUGAAAGUCGUGUGAGAUUAAA